Paramecium pentaurelia is the source of this 1978-nucleotide messenger RNA. The record is from the annotation of a GenBank genome assembly. NCBI's taxonomy places the organism in Eukaryota, Ciliophora, Oligohymenophorea, Peniculida, Parameciidae.
AUGAAAAAAUGGGAUGAUGAUGCUAGAUUAAAGAGUUAUGUUAAUAAAAUUUUAAAUGUGAAAUCGACUAUGAGAAAUGAUUAAAAAAAUACAUCAAAAAGUAAUAAAUUAUAAUAAUAAUUUAAUUAGAGAGAAUUAAUAGAGAUACUGAAUAUAGUAGCAAUAAAACUUACCAUUCAGAUUUAACAGGUUUCAAAGAUAGUAUACUUUAUAAGUAAUUAGAAUUAAGUAAUAAUAGAUAAUUAAUGGAAUACAAUUUAUAAUAAUAUACGAAUAAAUUAUUAUUAAGAGGAUAUAAGAGUGGUUUACAAUAAUUAGCAUAAUAAUCUUAAGAAUCUUAGAAUAUUGUAUUACAAGAGAUUAAGUUAUUACCUGGACAUAGAUAAAAAUUUUAAGAUUUAUUUAAGCAAUUAAAUGAUCAUUUAGAAUAUUACAACGAUAAUAAUAUUUAAUUAAUAAAUCAUAAUAAUUUUGCUUAAAAUCGUAAUACUUUACCUGGAUAAUUGAAUUCACAUGGAUAAUUUGAAUAAACUAAAGAAGUAAACAUGGAAAUACUAAAACCAAUUAAUAGAAAAGCAUCUAUAAAACAUUUUACACCUCCUUAGGAAUUGACUUAAAUUAAACCAAGAGUAUUACCAAAAUUAGAAAAGGUUUCAAGUAAAGGAAAAAAAGAAAGAAAUUCUUAAGUUGAAGAAAUAACUUCUAAAUAAGUAAAUUAAUAAUUUAAGAAUAUUGUAUAGGUAUCUAAUAUAAAAGAGAUGAUUUCAAAAUAAACAUAGAAAACAGUUAAAAAUCCUUUAUAAAAUUAAACAAAGAAGAAUUUAAUUACUUAGAAAUCUUAUUAAGAAAAACCAAAUAAUAAAUUUAUUGAUAAAUUAUUAUUAAUAAAUGGAAAAAAUACUAAUGAAAUAAAUUUAGAAAAGGAAUCAAUUUAAUUGUUGUAUCAAUCUUUUGAUAAUGGAAGAUUGGCAUCAACAUUAAUUAAUAUAGAUAUAGAAGAAAUAAGUUAUUGUGUUGGGAUAUCAAUAAAUAAAAUGAUGGUUUUAGCUGAUUUAGAUUAAAUAAAAAAUAUUAGUUAACUUUAAUAGAUUGAUGAUAUAAAAUAGAGUUAAUUGGAUAGUAUAUAACAAAUAUAUUAUUAGAUUAGAAUAUAAUAAAUGAUAGAGAUGAUAAUGAAAUUAUUUUAGAUUAGACUUUUUUAUUGAAACAAGAUGAUGAUGAACAAUAAUAAGAAUAUUUAGAAGAAGAAUAAUAAUAGAAAGAUUUAGAUUAAAAUUAUAAUGAUAGUUUUGAAAAUAAUGAAUAAUAAAAUGGUAAUCAAGAAUUAGAAUGUUUAAAUCUUAACAAUUCAAGUUUUCAUUCUUAAUAAAAUAAAUAUAUUUCAAAUUUAAGUUAAUAAUUACCUUUAUCUUAAUUUUCAGUUGAUACAACAUUAAAUUUAUAAGAUUCUUAAUUAUUUAAUAAAGUUUUUAUUGAUUAAUCAUUGACAAAUUAUAUACCAAAUGUGGAUAUCAUUUAAAAUUAUUGUAAAAAUAUUAUGACAACAACUAAAAUGGAAAGAGAAGUAGCAAUUAUAUCAAUGAUUUAUAUAAAUAGAUUAUUAGAUCAUAAUUAAGGAUUAGAAAUAAAUUGUUUGAAUUGGCAAAAGAUUUUAUUUACAGCAUUAGUUAUGGCUUCUAAAAUAUGGGAUGAUGAAUCAUUUGAAAAUAAUAAUUUUGCAAAAGUUUUACCAUAAUUUUCAACAAUUCAAAUAAAUGAAAUGGAGAAAGUGUUUUUAAAAUUAAUUGAAUAUCAUCUUUAUGUCAAUUCUGGAGAUUAUGCUAGAUAAUAUUUUUUAUUAAGAACUUAUGCAGAUAAAAAAUAAAGAAGUUAUGCUGUCAAAUAAUUAGAUAUUGCUACAGUUUUAAGAUUAUAAAGAGGUGGUCAAUAAUUGAUAACAAAACAAUAAUUUUUAAAUACUUUAAAUAAAAGUUUUUGA